This is a messenger RNA of Synchiropus splendidus (mandarinfish), 3382 nucleotides long. RefSeq names its product zinc finger and SCAN domain-containing protein 12-like. Bases 119 to 1060 code for a protein of 313 amino acids. NCBI's taxonomy places the organism in Eukaryota, Metazoa, Chordata, Actinopteri, Syngnathiformes, Callionymidae. The record is from RefSeq and is a predicted model, not a curated record. Gene Ontology annotation, biological process: regulation of transcription by RNA polymerase II. Gene Ontology annotation, molecular function: DNA-binding transcription factor activity; RNA polymerase II cis-regulatory region sequence-specific DNA binding. The transcript is spliced from 2 exons.
GACAAUGUGCCUACUCGUUGCUAGCAAAAGCAACAAUAGAUGAAAGAAGAACAAAACCGCCCACCAGAAGCUGAGCUGUCCGUAUCAGAAACACGUUGCGGUGCGGAGUUUGUGAAAAAUGUCUCGGGUUCAAAGUAUAAAAGACUUCGUAAGCCAGCGACUAGCCACCGUUGCAGAAGAGAUAUUCGGGAUUUUGGAGAAAACGUUCGCGGAGUAUGAGGAAGAGCUCGAGCGCCAGCGUCGACUGUUUUCUGUCAGACCUCUGAUCAAGUUGGAACGAGAAGAGUUCCAAGAGCACAAUGUGCCGUUCACGUGUGAUGCGGAGCAGUGCACUUAUGAAGUAGACUGCAGUCUGGACUCCGAGGACCAGGAGCAUCAGGUGGAGCUACAAAGUGAGAAGAUGAAAUUGAAAGAAGAGCAGCUGCAAGUGAAGCAGGAAAAUGACUUUUAUAUCAAUGAAGAUGCAGUUCUGGCAUCAAUCUCAUAUCAAACCCCUGUUGAGGAGAAUCCAUGUUCGUCGGUCAAGGGCGUUGAGGAGGACAAUGAGCGACUCUCUCCUCCUUUGCCUUCUGAUGGGAAGAAUACUAGUAAAAUGAAAAAGUCCUGCCGAUGUGGUGUUUGUCAAAAACCCUUCAGCUGCCGAUCAAAGUUGCACAUUCACCUCAGAAGUCACACGGGCGAGAGGCCAUUUUCCUGCGACAUCUGUGGCACCAGUUUCAAAGAGCGGUGGACCAUGAAGAGACACAUGACUGUCCAUACUGAGAAGCCAUUCCCCUGCAACAUCUGUGGCAGCAGUUUCAGAGACCCUUACUCCCUGAGGAGACAUAUGACGGUCCACAUGGAGGAGAAGCCGUUUUCCUGUGACGUAUGUCACCUGCGUUUUAAAACUGAUACCUCACUGAAGUCCCACAGCCGUUUGCACACUGAGGAGAAGUUGCACUUGUGUACAGUUUGUGGGAAAAGAUUCUCACGACCCAAACUACUUAGGAGACAUAUGAAGAGCCACGUGAAAGACCACACUGUUCCAAAGAAUAGAGACUCUGAGGAGACGAACCCAUGAUGCCUCACAAUUGUCCAAGAGGCAUGUGACAGAACUCCCUUCCUCUGAGAGAUUUUAGAAGCCACAGUUGCACGCAAAUGAGAACGAAUGGUCCUUAAGUUAAGAUGAAGAUGAAGUGUCUGAUAAACUCAACUAAGUUUUUUUCACCUACUGACACAUUACUGUCAGGUUUCUUCCCUUGACAUUGCGUAUAUAUUCUUCUUUAUUUUUUUGGAAUUGUAAUUCAUAUUCCCUUUUUUAUAUAACUGGUCACAAUUAUCAAUCACAGAAGCAUUUGAACCAGAUUAAAGUAACUUGUUUGGUAAUAAAAACAAAAUUGACAUGGUCAUCUUGGCAAGACUUUACUGGAGCAUUUCAACAUUUGCUUCAGUGUAAUGGCGAAACCAUGUAACAUGUUCUCCAACAGGAAGUUCACAGUUUUCAGUUCAUUUUUAAGGAGUUUAUUGGUGAAUCACUACAUGGCACAAUCGUGUAUCUACUUCAGAAACAGCAGCUCUAAUAAUGAUGAAUCAAGUCCUCAUGUGUUUCCUCAUACAUUGAUGAAACCAUUGCUGCUUGCUAUCAUAGUGUUGUUUGCCCUACCACCCUUGUGUGAGUUAAGUGGACACGAGGGAGGAAUUUCUCUGCUUUGAAGCUUUUGAACAUUCUAGAUCAGGAAUGCCCAAAUCGGUCCUCAAUAGGCAUAGGGGGCGCAGGUUUAUAUUCCAUCCCAUCUAGCACACAGAGCUUCUCCAAAUCAGGUGUCUGGAAACCGUCAUCGGUUGGUUGGUCCACUGCAGCCCUUUGAAGACUGGUCUUCCCACCCCUGUUCUAGAUACCACGUGACAUCGUCACUCCCUCUCUGUAACACCAGGCUUUAACUACAACUAGAACUGACGGUUUGAAUGUGAUAGUGAAGGAGUUGGUCCAAGUUUGGAGUUGUCUCCGCUUGAGCCCCAGAUAGCAGUUGCACUGCCAGUGAACUAAUUUCUCAUUCAUAAUUAUGAAUAACAAUUAUUAUACAUUUAUGAUACUCUGGCUUGUUCUAAAAUGUGCUAUAAAAUUAGUAAUUGAAAACCCAGCGAGGUGAUUUGUCUGCUGUGCACGCAACUGAACACCAGGUGUCGCCUUAGAUCAACAUAAAGCAAUUAAAGCGCAAUUCAAAUGAGUAACGCUGUGAUUAAUCCAUGUUUGCGUUUUUCUUCUCUACACAAAUAAAUGAUCUUUCAUUUCAUUGUGCGUUAAACUCGCAUAAAUUGAAACAAUUUAUUUAAAAUGUGUUUUUGUUAUGUCUCAUUUGAAAUGAGAUUCUCUUGAACACAAAUAGGCAUCAUUUGUGACGACACCACCCCAUCCUGCCACCUUUUCUAUGAUCUGAACAGCUGACAUAAAACUGUUUCCCUGGAGUUAACCAGGAUGUGUGACAAAUGUCAUGACUUCUCCCACUCAUUAGCAACCCACACAUCAUCACCAGUCAUUGUCACUGCAGUAAAACGCAGAUGAUGUCAUAGCGCAGGACUCAGCAGAAAUUUCGUCUAGAUGACAAGAUAGCCUCUACAUUCAUUUUCCUUUUGCACAUUCCUUCCUGCGGGAACACCUGCGGACAAUUGAGUCAUCAAUUAACACUGGACCAUAGGACGAAACCAGAGUUCCCGGAGGAAACCCACGCAAGUACCCAGAUAUGACUAGAACCUAUAAACUCUAAUGAGGAAAGACCCAGACCCACUGCAUGAGAUACCUCAAGUUGGAAUCAAACCUGCGACCUUCUCUCAACUGAUACAAUUUGAUCUAAAAGGUCAAUUGUUGAAUGGCAUCAAACACUUCAAUGAGGCCAGUGGGUCAAACGGGCCACAAUGAAUGACAUAAAAGCUCAAAAGGAUUUGUGAUGAAACCACAAGCUCAAAUAAACCUUGUCUGAAAAAUCCAUCAUGGUUUUCUCAGGCUUUCCCGCCGCAAUUAGUUCUGGCUGGAGCGCCAUCGAGCUUGAAAAUCAAAACCAUAUCCAUUAUGGUUGGGCACGCGUGUGUGCGCUCCGAGAGUGUGUUGCUUUCUGAAGCCUGCCAUUUUUAAACAUCUAUCUCACCGCAGCGGCAGAAUCAAAGAUCUGGGGAAAAGGGACAAAUUUACGGAGAGGCUUUCAGUUAUUCUAAGGGAGGUGAUUUGGAAAACCUCAGGAUUCAUAAAUCCACAAUUAUGUUUUUAUAGCAGCGUAAACGAUAAAGCCGUUUUGUAAUUUGAUGGCUGAAGCGUAGCAAUUUUCAGACCCCAGAUUUGCUUUGUUUGUGUGAUAUUUUGUGUCAAAAGUUGUGCUAAAUUGCUCAACUCAACUGUACCCAGAUUGUG